This is a messenger RNA of Dreissena polymorpha, 1038 nucleotides long. Its product is annotated as cholecystokinin receptor-like. NCBI's taxonomy places the organism in Eukaryota, Metazoa, Mollusca, Bivalvia, Myida, Dreissenidae. Gene Ontology annotation, biological process: neuropeptide signaling pathway. The transcript has 4 exons. Bases 1 to 1038 code for a protein of 345 amino acids. Gene Ontology annotation, cellular component: membrane. Gene Ontology annotation, molecular function: neuropeptide Y receptor activity. The record is from RefSeq and is a predicted model, not a curated record.
AUGACGCUUUACAAACUAAACAUUACUUUAUAUAGCUUAAUAUUUAUAUUGUCGGUAUGCGGAAACAGUUUGGUCAUAAUAACAUUGAUAAGAAACAAAAAGAUGCGCACAAUAACGAACCUGUUUCUGGUCAACUUGGCAAUCAGUGACCUCAUGCUGUCCGUGCUCUGUAUGCCCUUCUCCCUUGUUGCGACCACGCUGCUGCGAAACUUCAUAUUUGGAGAGGCCAUGUGUGUCAUAAUCAGAUACUUUCAAGCGGUGUCGGUUGGUGUGAGCUGUUACACCCUGGUUGCUAUUUCUCUGGAACGUUACUACGCCAUAUGUGAACCACUGCGGUCACGACGCUGGCAAACACUCUCGCACGCCCGUAGAAUGCUGAUCGGCAUCUGGGCCAGUGUCCUCACCGUGAUGUCCCCCAUCGCCAUGUUCCACAGGGUAAUUAAGAUCCAGACUGGCGGUCAGGCGUGCCGGGAAGUAUGGCCGGAAAUCUUGCUGCGCUUUAAAAUCGACGUUAUGUACAGCAUUUUAUUGGCAGUGAUUCUUUUGCUACUUCCUCUUCUGACGAUGGGAUCGUUUUAUAGCCUUGUUGCCAAAAAACUUUGGAUGGUUUCUACACAAAUGGAAGCACCAUCUGACACAACAUCGCGAGAGAGGUUCAUACGGCAAACACCCCUACUGAAUGAACGUGGUGAAAGCACUCAGUCAAUGACACUCGACGGAAAUCGUACAAAUCAUGACCCGUCGAGCCGGAAACGAGUUAUUAGAAUGCUAGUGGUGGUCGUUUUACAGUAUUUCCUGUGUUGGGCUCCAUUAACACUUCUCAACUCAUGGGAGGCAUUUGAUUUCCGUUCUGUGUUUUAUUACAUCUCUCCACUAACUAAAUCAUUCAUUUUACUUUUAGCUUAUACAUCGUCUUGUAUACAUCAAAUAACAUACUGCUUUAUGAGUAGGAGUUUCAGGCGAGGUUUUCAGGAGAAUGUGCGUUGCUCGAAACCCCUACCCACUCGCCAUCAAUCAUUUACAGCCAUUCGAUGGUAA